AUGGCUGCCAUUCAGCCAUCGCCGCCUCAGACCAGGGAGGGAUACCAUGCUGGAGCUGAAUAUAACAUGGAAAAGGUCCAUGGACAAAACGUUGUUGAUAUCCACGCAGACCCUAUGAAAAGCAAUGACUCCGACGAUAGCUCAGAACACAAGCAAGAUGGUGUUAAGCAGGUUGAAGCCAUUACGACGGUAUGGUCGAAGAAGAUGCUUUGGAUUGUUUUUGUUCUCCUAUACCUCGUUGCAUUUGUCGACAAUCUCCUGCAAUCCGUCCAGAGUAACCUGACACCCUAUGUUACCUCUGCUUUUGGUCAGCAUGGCCUCCUUUCUACAACCAGCAUCAUAUCCACGAUUCUCGGUGGCGUUUCGAAGCUUACAAUCGCCAAAAUCAUCGAUAUUCGUGGUCGAACCGAAGGAUUUGUCUGGAUGGUGCUUCUCAUUACCGUUGGUAUGAUCAUGAAGGCAACUUGUCAGAACGUUGAGACCUACGCUGCUGCCCAGACCAUUUUCUGGGUCGGACACCUUGGCCUUCAGUACAUCAUCACCGUCUACCUCGCCGACAUGACGUCUCUCAGGAACCGAAUGAUUAUGAUCGGUAUCAACAGCACACCGACGAUUGCUACGACCUUUGCCGGCCCAAAGAUAUCUCAGCUUUUCUACGACAACUUGAACUUCCGCUGGGCAUUUGGUGCUUUCGCCAUCAUUUUGGUUGGCUUUUGCAUUCCUGUUGCAAUCAUCUUCUUUCUCAGUGAGAUCAAGGCCAAGAAGGCGGGCCUUAUUCCCCCUAAGGUCAAGACGCGAAAUGUUUGGGGGUCCACUAAGCACUACUUCAUCGAGUUUGAUGAGAAACUAACUAAGCCUCAAGUUGUUGGCUUAAUCUUGGUCUCCGCCGGAUGGUCUAUGCUCCUGCUGCCUUUCAGCCUGGUUAGUUAUACGGCACACAAGUGGGAAAGUCCAACAAUCAUCUGCCUCAUCGUAUUUGGUGUGGUGACUUUGGUCGCUUUUGCCGCCUGGGAGAAGUGGUUUGCAGUUGUCUCACUUUUCCCUUACAAGUUCCUUAAGGAUAGAACCGUCCUCGGUGCUUGUUUGGUCUAUGGUAUCAUGUUUGCUUCCAUCUACUGCUGGGAUUCAUACUAUCAGUCAUACCUCCAGGUUGCGCACAACCAGUCCAUCACCAACUCGGGAUAUAUCUUGAACACCUUCAGUUUGACUUCAUCCAUCUUCUCCCCCCUGAUUGGAAUUCUGAUUCGUUAUACCGGCCGAUUCAAGUGGACGGCCAUCGCUGGUGUACCAAUCUGUAUUCUUGGUACCGCCUUGUUGAUUCACUUCCGUCAACCAAGCACCUCGACCGGUUACCUCGUCAUGUGCCAAAUUUUCAAUGGCGUAGCUAGCGGUAUCUUUAGUAUCUGCUCCCAGCUGGCAGUUAUGGCGUCUGUUACUCACCAGCAAGUCGCCGUCGGUCUUGCGCUCCAUGGCCUCUUUGGUUCGAUUGGUGCCGCCAUUGGUUUGGCCAUCGCUGGUGGUAUUUGGAACAACGUACUGAAGGAUGCGAUCUACAAAAACUUGCCAGAUGCGAGCAAAGAUCUCACAGCUAAGAUCUUUGGCGACCUCACUGUGCAACUCUCGUACCCUAUGGGCAGCCCCAUCCGCACUGCCAUCAUUACCGCCUACGCCGAUGUCCAGAGAAAGAUGGUCAUCGCCGGCUGUGCCUUUAUUCCUCUAAUAUUCCUUUCCCUGAUCAUUUGGCGCAACAUCAACGUCAAGACAGUCGAGGAAGAGAAGGGCAAGCAGACAAAGGGAACUGUUUGGUAA
This is a messenger RNA of Colletotrichum truncatum, 1809 nucleotides long. Its product is annotated as siderophore iron transporter mirb. Gene Ontology annotation, cellular component: plasma membrane. NCBI's taxonomy places the organism in Eukaryota, Fungi, Ascomycota, Sordariomycetes, Glomerellales, Glomerellaceae. Gene Ontology annotation, biological process: transmembrane transport. The record is from RefSeq and is a predicted model, not a curated record. Gene Ontology annotation, molecular function: transmembrane transporter activity.